AUGAAAGCGGUCUCUGAAUCAGACUUAGCAACUAGCUUUCCUACAAGCAUCAACAAGGUGAAACCAAUGAAGGGUGUCAAGCUGAGGAAGAAAAAGCUCUACAAGAAGUCAGUGGCCACAGGUCCACAAAGAGCAAAUGACUCAAUUGAAAGAGAAUCCUUAUGGGGAGACAUUGCUAGACAUGUUUCCACUCUCUCCUCUGCUCCAUGUUUACUUGGAGGGGACUUCAAUAUCAUUUUAUCAGAUUCUGAAAAUUUUGGAGGGUCAACCAAGACUACAAAAGCCAUGCUGGAUUUUAGAGAUUGCCUUCAUCAGUCCAACUUGGAGGACCUAAAGUACACUGGCAUCUUCCAUUCUUGGUCCAAUAAAAGUGAAGGGGUAGCUAAUAUUUCAAAGAAGCUGGAUAGGGUCUUGAUCAAUGAUUCCUGGACCCAUUCAUUUCCAUUGUCUUACUGCAACUUUCUCCCACUUGGCAUCUCUGAUCAUUCUCUGAUGAUCAUCAGCUUAGGCAAUCCAGCACCACCAAGGAAGGUUCCCUUUAGAUUUUUUAAUUGCUGGAGCAAUAAUGACUCCUUCCUACCCUUGAUUCAAUCCAUUUGGGAUGAACCUGUUGCAGGCUUUACUAUGUUUCAAGUUGUCACUAAAUUGAAGAACCUCCAACAGCCACUCAAGAAAAACUUCUCAACUAACUUCAGUGCCAUUAAAUUGGAGGUUCAACAUGCCCAUGAUCUUCUCUCUCAAUGCCAAGCUGCACUUGACAUUAAACCAGAUGACAGUUCACUUAGAAGCCAAGAGAAACAACUCAUUGCUUUAUAUUCACUACUGAGGAACUCUGAGGAACAGACAUACAGGCAGAAAUCAAGGGUGUUAUGGCUCAAGGAAGGUGACUCCAAUUCCUCAUUCUUCUUCAAGUCCAUUGCCUCUAGGGUCAACAGGAAUAAAACUACCACAAUCAACUCUGCAAAUGGAGACCUGCUGGAUACUGAUUCUGCCAUCAAGAAAGAGAUUGUAUCUCAUUUCCAGUCUACUUUAGGACUAAAUCCUCAUCCCUACCCAGGUAUGGCCCCUCUCUCAUCCUUUAUCCAACCCACAGUUCCACCACAGUUCAUUUCUUCACUUUGUUCUAUACCAUCUAAUGAGGAAAUCAAGAACUAUGACUUGAUGCUAUUUUCAUAUGGAAACCUUGAAUCCCUAAGCUCACUUAAACAAGCCAUUGACACCUUCUCAUCCCUAUCUGGCCUGCAAAUCAACAAAAACAAAUCUCAUGUUUUCCUAUCUGGUGUUAAUGAUUCCCUUGAGGCUGCCAUCCUUGCCCUACUUGGCUUUGAGAAGGGUGCACUACCUGUUAGGUAUAUUGGGGUACCAUUUGUCUCCACUAUGUUGAGAUCUACUGAUUGCAGGUCACUAAUUGAUAGGAUCACUUUAAGAAUUGGCCAUUGGACUAGCAAGAAUCUCUCUUUUGCUGGCAGACUUCAACUUAUUAGAUCAAUCCUAUUUUCUACACAAAUGUACUGGAGCUCUAAGUUCAUCCUUCCAGCAAGCAUAACACAUGAAUUAGAAAGUAUCUUUGGUGCAUUUCUUUGGACUGGUCCAAUUCUAAGAACUUCAGGUGCAAAAAUUGCUUGGGACAAGUGUUGUCUACCUAAAAGGCCUUCAACAUGGAAUGACUUGAUCAAUUGGGCCUCCCACCACUGGAAAGGCAAUUCACAGUUCCAUAGUAAUUCUGUAUCUAAGCUUAGCCUUGCAGCACUGGUCUACAACAUCUGGAUAGAGCGCAAUAAUAGAAUCUUUCAGAAAAAGUACCAAUCUGCAAAAUCAAUUCUUCAUAUCACUCUGGAUUCCAUCCGAUCCAAACUCCUCAACUCUUCAAUCACUGAUGCAUCCGUUGCAAGUAGAGUCGCAGCUAAAUGGGAACUCCCUGAAAGUGUCAUACGACCGUCGGCGAAACCACCUGAUCGGAGAAAUUGA
This is a messenger RNA of Cornus florida, 1968 nucleotides long. RefSeq lists its product as uncharacterized. Bases 1 to 1968 code for a protein of 655 amino acids. The transcript has 4 exons. The record is from RefSeq and is a predicted model, not a curated record. Lineage: Eukaryota; Viridiplantae; Streptophyta; Magnoliopsida; Cornales; Cornaceae.